AUGUCAAGUGAAAUAACAACAAUGGACUCUGCUGCUGUAAUCGAGAUAACGACACUUGAAAAUAGUGAACAAAUUGAUUCAGAUGAAAUUAUUACUAUUUCAAAUCUAUUCGAUCCAGAAAUAAAUUCUAUUCAUGAAAGUAUUGGAUCAGCAAUAAAUGAUGCUUCAAUUAUACGAAUAGAUCCUGAUAAAAAAUUGACAAAACCUAUAAUAGCUUGUUUAAUAUUCGCUUUAUACACAUGUAUAGUAAUGGCUAUUGCAAUUAUUAUUGUAUGUUUAACUUAUCCAGAACAAAGUUACACAUGUAUGCCUACUUUUAAAUUAACAGUUGAAGGUGUAGUUGGAUAUAAUUCCCGAUCUCGUUCAAUUGCUCUAGAAGAUUUCAAUCAUGAUAAUAAAAUAGAUAUUGCUUCUAUUAGUUAUGGAACAAAUAGUAUCAGUAUGUAUUUUGGAUAUGGUAAUAGAACAUCUUGA
This is a messenger RNA of Adineta steineri, 474 nucleotides long. The record is from the annotation of a GenBank genome assembly. NCBI's taxonomy places the organism in Eukaryota, Metazoa, Rotifera, Eurotatoria, Adinetida, Adinetidae.